Messenger RNA from Salvia splendens (bonfire salvia), 1225 nucleotides. RefSeq names its product vesicle transport v-SNARE 13-like. Gene Ontology annotation, biological process: vesicle fusion; vesicle-mediated transport; intracellular protein transport. Lineage: Eukaryota; Viridiplantae; Streptophyta; Magnoliopsida; Lamiales; Lamiaceae. Gene Ontology annotation, molecular function: SNAP receptor activity; SNARE binding. Gene Ontology annotation, cellular component: late endosome membrane; SNARE complex; endoplasmic reticulum membrane. Bases 334 to 999 code for a protein of 221 amino acids. The transcript is spliced from 6 exons. The record is from RefSeq and is a predicted model, not a curated record.
AAAAUUGCUGUGUGUCAAUUCUAGUUUAAUCCGACAAUGAUGGGAUGCAUAAAUCAGUAAUGGCGUGAUUUUUGGAGUGGUGGCAAUCCCAAAAUUAUAGUCAAAGUUUAGUUUACGCGUAUUCGUUGUUUCGAUUGCUGUAAACGGUAAUUGGAAACUUUCAUUUACUGAAAGUAUUGUCACCAAUCAUCCGUUCACACCACAUUCCGACUACACACCUAAAGGCCUUUUCAACGCGGCGGUUGUUCGAUCAAAUCAGAUCAUUCUCGGCAUCCCGAUCUACGCCGAUCCGUUCAAUUUCAAGUAGUUUCUAACAUACUAGCGUUGAUUCAGAUGAGUCAAGCGUUCGAAGGUUAUGAGCGGCAGUACUGCGAGCUGUCUGCUAACCUAUCCAAAAAGAUUACUUCAGCAAGUCUCCUUGAUGGAGAACAAAAGAAACAGAAAGUAUUUGAAAUACAGACACGAUUGGGGGAUGCUGAGUCAUUGAUACGUAAAAUGGAUCUUGAAGCUAGGAGCUUGCCACCGAGUGUGAAGGCCAUGCUUCUUGCCAAACUAAGAGAAUAUAAAAAUGAUUUGAACAAUUUGAAAUCAGAAGUUAAGAGAAUCACAUCAGCUAAUGCCAAUCAAGCUGCAAGGGAUGAGUUGUUGGAAUCUGGAUUGACAGAUACAAUGGCGGUAUCAGCUGAUCAAAGAGCAAGGCUGUUGAUGUCAACUGAAAGACUAAAUAAGACAGGCGAAAGGGUCAGAGAAAGUAGAAAAACAAUGCUCGAAACUGAGGAGCUUGGUGUCUCAAUUCUUCAAGAUCUGCAUCAACAACGUCAAUCACUUCUGCAUGCACAUGGCACUCUUCACGGGGUGGAUGACAACAUAGGCCGGAGCAAAAAGAUUCUCACCAACAUGUCAAGAAGGAUGAACAGAAAUAAGUGGAUGAUUGGAACAGUUAUUGCAGUCUUGAUUAUUGCAAUUCUUCUCGUUCUUUACUUCAAGCUGAUCCAUUAGAUCGUCAGCUCUGAUGAUUGGACAUCCUGUUUUAUUUUUCCACUCCCAAAUGUGGAUGUCUUAAAAUACACCAUUUUUUAUGAUGUGUGAUUGUCGCUUUCUUGAUUUUGUUGGACUUAAUUUGCAUCUCAAAAUAUUAUGGUAACUGUAAUAUGAUAACGCUUCGAUCAAUUGAAAGGCAAGACACUGGAAAGUCACGAACAUUGUAUGUAAUUCCUUUUGUUCC